GUCUAUCUCUGGUGGAUGUGAAAUCCUUCGUAGUGAUAUUUCGCAGGGGAAAUGCUAGCAUCUCUCUAUAAACAAUGUAAGGCUAGUAUCAAUAAGCAAAGGUAGCUGUGAUGGCCAUAACAAAGUUUCCAAAAUCCAUAUUGGGUUUGUACCUUCAUUAGGCUGUGGACUGGAUCAAUUAAUGAAGCUUUUUGCCCACUAUUUUUACUGAAACUUAUGCAAUGAUUUUUAGUGACCAGGGCAAGUGGAACCCCAGGCAAGCAGGUCAGAGGUUGUGAAUAAGAACAUCUUGUGAGAGCUACUUUUUAAAAAUCUUUUCCUAGAAGCAUGGGACAUGGACAUGAACACAAAAAAUUGGAACUUCCUGAUUAUAGACAUUGGAAGAUAGAAGGUACUCCCUUACAGGAUGUCCAAGAAAGGUUGGCUCGGCGGGGUCUCAGGGAUCCAUGGCUUCGCAAUGAAGCGUGGAGGUUCAUGGGUGGCUUUGCAAAACCUGUCACCUUCAUGGAAGUUAUGGGCAAAGGAUUCAAGUGGGGAUUUGCAGCCUUUGUGGUAGCUCUCGCAGUUGAGUAUACACUUUUCCCUGCAAAGAAAGAUGGUGGGCAUCACUGAAGGCCGUUUGUUUUCUGUUCUAAGUUAUGUAUCAAUAGUGUUUUCUGACUUUGCAUGGAAAGAUGCAUAUUAAAGUUCUUCAAGACGAA
Molecule: messenger RNA, 701 nt
Organism: Elgaria multicarinata webbii
Lineage: Eukaryota; Metazoa; Chordata; Lepidosauria; Squamata; Anguidae
Gene: NDUFB3
Product: NADH:ubiquinone oxidoreductase subunit B3
Exons: 2
Coding region: 328-612 (94 amino acids)
Biological process (GO): electron transport chain; mitochondrial respiratory chain complex I assembly
Cellular component (GO): mitochondrion
Source: RefSeq, a predicted model, not a curated record